ACCGCACGUGUCCUUUUCCCUACUUGCAACUUCGACCCUCUUGUUCGCGCUGGCGCCGAAUUAUUCCUUUCGUCUUUCCAAGCAAGUGUGGCUCGUGCAGAGAGCACACUGUUUUCCGUUUUCCAUCGUUGCCUGAAGUGCUCCUCUACCACAGACAGGAAAAAUGGCGAUCGGAAAGAAUAAGCGGAUGAGCAAGGGAAAGAAGGGGGGCAAGAAGAAGAUUGGUGAUCCCUUCCUGAAGAAGGAGUGGUAUGACCUGAAAGCCCCCACUCUUUUCAACGUCCGAAACUUUGGAAAGACCCUCGUCACAAAAUCGCAGGGGACUAAGUUGGCCGUUGAUGGUCUUCGCGGACGUGUUUACGAGGUGAAUUUGGCCGAUCUGAACAACGAUGAAGAUCAAGGUUUCAGAAAGAUCAAGCUCUGCUGCGAAGACAUUCAGGGCAGAAACUGCUUGACUGACUUCCACGGAAUGGACAUGACUCGUGACAAGAUCUGCUCCUUGGUCCGCAAGUGCCACUCCCUGAUUGAGGCAUUCGUUGACGUGACGACUUUGGACGGCUACACUUUGAGAAUGUUCUGCAUUGCCUUCACCAAGAGGAGACCCGAGCAGGUGAAGAGCACUUGCUACGCCCAGACGUCCCAAAUCCGUGCGAUCCGCAAGAAGAUGAUGACUAUCAUGUCUGCGGAGGCGUCCAAGUGCCAGCUGCGUGAUCUCGUCAAGAAGUUCAUUCCUGAGUCCAUUGGAAAGGAUAUCGAGAAUGCGUGCAAGGGCAUUUUCCCCCUUCAGAACGUGUUCAUUCGCAAGGUCAAAAUGCUGAAGAAGCCGAAGUUUGACCUUACCAAGCUCAUGGAGCUCCACGGUGAGGCUGAAGACGUUGGCAGGAAGGUUCAGGCAGAGUCCGGUGAAGCCCAGAAUACUUUGACGGCAGAGACCAAGGCUUGAACUCCUGUUCCAUGGUGAACAGUUUGUUCGACCAACGGCCAUGUUACUGUUUUGUGGUUCUCACAAGAGGGACGCGAGUGCAUGCUAAUGAGUGCCGUACAGUCCGCUUGUGGAGGCGUGCCAAACCUAGUUCAUGAGAGUACUUCUAUUUCUCUACUUUAAAUCUUCCCUGCAACAGUAGCCACUGCACAAAACAGUGGCUGUGUCCCUGCUAGGCUGUGUGGAGACC
Molecule: messenger RNA, 1172 nt
Organism: Toxoplasma gondii ME49
Lineage: Eukaryota; Apicomplexa; Conoidasida; Eucoccidiorida; Sarcocystidae
Gene: RPS3A
Product: ribosomal protein RPS3A
Exons: 4
Coding region: 164-943 (259 amino acids)
Biological process (GO): translation
Cellular component (GO): cytosol; ribosome
Molecular function (GO): structural constituent of ribosome
Source: RefSeq, a predicted model, not a curated record